UGUCGAAGUACUCUUGAUGAACAGGGGCAUUGCAUUAAAUAUUAUUUAAUUGAAGCCUUGGAGCAAUACAAGUCUACAGAUGAUUGUGACAACUUCCAACAGAUCAAGAAGAUUGAAGUAGACUAUAAACAUUAAAUAGACAGAAAGAAAAAUAAUAUCAAAUGAGGCUAUGGGGGGAAUUGGUAGCGGCAGGAAAAAUAAUGAUAAACAGCAUUUUUGGCAAAUUGUAGUCAAAGGGUUAAACAAUUCUAGCUUAAUUCCCAAUCUGUAUAUUCCUGAAUAUACAUGGGUUUUGUUUUAAAAAAAAAUAAGUUUAACAACUUACAGUGGCAAACAAAUGAUGGCUUCUUGCUGAAGAAAAUAUGUUAAGCUACAAGCAGAUCAUUAUCUCACCUCUGAAUCUCAUAUAACAGCACAUAUAUUCUAAAUGAGAAAUGAAAAGACCCCCAGCUUUGAUUUUCUUCCCUCAAGAAAUUUUCAAGGAAUUCUUUGACUGGUGGUGUCCAAUUUUGCUUCUAGAAUGCAUUUCUUAGGGGAUCUGGUUAACCUGUUCAUCUUGCUGUCUGUCGUCUGUGUCCUUUUGAACCUGGCUGGAUUUAUUUUAGGAUGUCAAGGAGCUCAGUUUGUAUCCAGUGUACCCAGAUGUGAUCUGGUGGAUCUGGGUGAAAGUAAGAUAUGCUUCUGCUGUGAAGAAUUUCAUCCAGCAAAAUGCACAGAGAAAGAGAAUGCAUUGAAGCUGUAUCCAGUUCAGUCAUGUAGUGCUGUUCACCUUCUACUCAAGAAAGUUCUUUUUGCUCUGUGCGCCUUGAAUGCUCUGACCACCACAGUUUGCUUGGUAGCAGCUGCCCUGCGUUACCUUCAGAUACUUUCAACAAGAAGAUCAUGCAUAGAUGAAUCUCAGGUAUCUGCAGAGGAAGGUGAAGAACAACACCACGUUUCAGAUCCUGAAGAGUUUGUUCCACCUGUGCCACCUCCAUCAUAUUUUGCAACAUUUUAUUCUUGCACACCCAGAAUGAAUCGCAGAAUGCUCAGUUCUGAUGUUAUUCCAUUGCCACAUAUUUAUGGAGCUAGAAUUAAAGGAGUUGAAGUAUUCUGUCCUCUGGAUCCACCUCCUCCAUAUGAAGCUGUGGUGAGCCAAAUCAGUCGUGAGCAGGAAGGUGCAUUCCAAAUCCCUGAUGGGUCUGAAGCUGUUGCUGUUCCUCCGGAACUGAAUGAUACACAGACCUCUCAAGUACAUGAGGAUAUUCCCAGCUCUUCCAGUAGAGAGAGCCUUCCACCUUCGGAUCCAAGCCCAGAGCCUGCAGUAGCAUGCAAGAGAGUCUUCAGUCCUCUGCGAAAGAGAUCAAAAAGUGACCCUGUGCUCCAUGGCUUGCCACCUAGGGGUCCAGUGUUAAGCUGUGAAGCUGCAACUCAAACAGAGUUAAAACAAGAACUGGCUACUGUCAUUUUACGGAAGAGUUUGAGAGCAAGAGCUUUGAGAGCAAGACCACGGUCCUUGAUAGACUAUAAGUCAUAUAUAGACACUAAACUUCUUGUGGCGAGGUUCCUAGAGCAGUCCUCCUGCAGUAUGACCCCUGAUAUACAUGAAUUGGUGGAAAAUAUCAAAUCCGUUUUAAAGUCAGAUGAAGAGCACAUGGAGGAAGUCAUCACCAGUGCCAAUUUCCUUGAGCAGAUUAUGACUCCUGCUUGUCCAUCUACAUCAAGAGCGCACACACUGCCAUUUAGAAGACACCCAGGACUACUACACCUGGAAAGCUGUGGAGAUCUGAGCACUUUCACUACAGCAGAAAACCAAGUAUCAGAAAGGAGAAACCAAAGAAUAGAGCAUGAGCGACCUCACAGUCUCAUUGGAGUUGUACGAGAAACUGUCCUUUGAUUUGGUGUGUUUCUAAUUCUUAGCUCAGAGUUCCUCCAUCAGACAAAGGCACAGCGUAGGAAAACCAUCUCUGAAAAGCAGGGUGAUGGGAAUGUCACUAUUACUUCCUCCCCUCCCCCCACCCCAAUAGUCUCCUAACGUUGUUUUUGGAACUGUUGACUGGAGACUCUUUGAGAAAAUUAAUUCAACAGAACCUCUUGUUGUUCUGGUUCCUCGCUGGCUUUAAAACAAGGAUAUUCAGGUGUGGUUAGUAUAGUCCAGGAUCAUUAUAGUUUAUGGCUUCUUGGGAUUGCAAUGUUAUGACUAAACCACGUUGUACAGUACAAUGCUUCUAUGCCUUGAGUUCUAUCAUUUGAGGUGAGGUCACUGUACAUACAUUCAUUUGUUUCUUGUCCUACUGAAGAGUGUUGGCCAAAUGAUGCUCUCCCUUUUGUAUAAAUCCGAAAUAAAAAUAUUGAAAUAAAUGAGACAGCUGUUCAGCUCGUUAAAAUUGGCAUAAAUCCCUUGGUUGUGGCAGAGCUGGGGUGAUUUACCUCAGCCAUGUACAUAGCCUGAUGGGUUUGCUCCAGCCUAUUUGUAUUUGUCCAGAACAGUAUGUGUUUUCAUAGGCAUCCUCCUGGUGAAAGUGCUUGUGCCACAACCUUUGGAAAACCUCUUUUUGGACUUGGGAGUCGGGGAGCUGAAAUGACAGCAUGUUGUUUUGGUGCCCUCAAUUACACAGCCCAAACAGCUAAUUAGGAACAGCAAACACUCCAAGUCCCAGUGAAUAGUUUGAGAGCCAUGCCUGGGCUGCUUUAAACUGGCAUCAAAUAGUUAUUUAGUCAUUCUGAACAACAUACAGGUUCAUAAGAGUCUCUUUGCAACUAAUUCUUGAACAGAAAAAAAGCACUAAAUUCCUCAAAUAACUCCUAGUUGGAGACUAGUUUCUCAGGUACUGCUGGUAACCAGGAACAGGUUUCAGCCCUGCUUCUCUAUUUGGCAAGGAUGUAUGGGCUUAAACCAAAGCUCAUUAAAGUCAGUAGGCGUCUUUCCAUUAACUUCCAAGGGCUUUCGAUCAGGCUCAUAGUUUGUACUAUCAAGGCCAUUUGUAGCAGCUUACAGCCUCUUGCAUCUCAGCAAGAUAUGAGUUGUCAUUUAAGCAGGCUGAUUAAAA
Molecule: messenger RNA, 3029 nt
Organism: Alligator sinensis (Chinese alligator)
Lineage: Eukaryota; Metazoa; Chordata; Crocodylia; Alligatoridae
Gene: ENTREP1
Product: family with sequence similarity 189 member A2
Exons: 10
Coding region: 521-1876 (451 amino acids)
Cellular component (GO): membrane
Source: RefSeq, a predicted model, not a curated record